CCCAGCCCUCGCCCGGUCGCCGCCGCCCCUCGUCUCCUGCAUCCCGCUCUCCCGCUUGCACACCCACGACCUCAGCCAACAUGCUUCUCUACCGUGACGUCAUCUCUGGCGAUGAGAUGCUCUCUGAUGCCUACAAGAUCAUCGAGGUCGAUGACAUUGCCUACGAGGUUGACUGCAAGACCAUCAUCAUCAAGGAAGGCGAGGUCGAUAUCGGUGCCAACGCCUCUGCCGAGGGCGAGGAUGCCGAGGAGCUCGAGGAAGGCGCCCAGUCCGUCAACAACGUCGUCUACUCGUUCCGCCUCCAGUCCACUGGCUUUGACAAGAAGGGCUACAUGGCUUACCUCAAGGAGUACAUGAAGGCCGUCAAGAAGCAUCUUGCCGCUACCGACCCCGAGCGCGUCCCCGUCUUCGAGAAGAAGGUCACCGCCUUCGUCAAGAAGGUCCUCGAGAACUUCAAGGACUACGAGUUCUACGUCGGUGAGACCAUGAACCCCGAGGGCCACGUCGCUCUCCUCAACUACCGCGAAGAUGGUGUCACCCCAUACCUCACCUACUUCAAGGAUGGUCUCAGCAUCGAGAAGAUGUAAAUCGUGCCUCUGGAUCUGCUUCGUCCUGACCCCCCUGUUCAACUCGGAUGGCUCUUCCGGUCGCAUAUGCCGAUUUUGUAUUUGAAUACAGCAUGCUCCGAACAAAAACGGGACUGAGUGCGUUUGCGUUCCUUCA
This is a messenger RNA of Polychytrium aggregatum, 723 nucleotides long. RefSeq names its product Mss4-like protein. Bases 81 to 587 code for a protein of 168 amino acids. The transcript is spliced from 5 exons. The record is from RefSeq and is a predicted model, not a curated record. Gene Ontology annotation, cellular component: cytoplasm. Lineage: Eukaryota; Fungi; Chytridiomycota; Chytridiomycetes; Polychytriales. Gene Ontology annotation, molecular function: calcium ion binding.